Molecule: messenger RNA, 690 nt
Organism: Panicum virgatum (switchgrass)
Lineage: Eukaryota; Viridiplantae; Streptophyta; Magnoliopsida; Poales; Poaceae
Product: non-specific lipid-transfer protein 4-like
Exons: 2
Coding region: 87-425 (112 amino acids)
Biological process (GO): systemic acquired resistance
Molecular function (GO): fatty acid binding
Source: RefSeq, a predicted model, not a curated record
GCCAUCAGCCAGCUUAGUUAUUAGGCAUCACAGAAGCAAGCAAGUACGGGUUCCGUGAUCAUCAGUGUGUGUGUCAGGUGACGAGGAUGAGGGGUCUCCUUGUGCUCCCCCUCCUGCUCGCCGCCGCGGCGUGCCUCGCCGAGGGCGCGGGCGAGUGCGGGGCGACGCCGCCGGACAGGAUGGCGCUGAGGCUGGCGCCGUGCGCGUCGGCGGCGCAGAACCCGAGCGCCGCGCCGUCCGGCGCCUGCUGCGGCGCUGUGCGCACCAUCGGGAAGCAGAGCCCCCAGUGCCUGUGCGCCGUGAUGCUGUCCAACACCGCCAAGAGCUCCGGCAUCAAGCCCGAGGUCGCCAUCACCAUCCCCAAGCGAUGCAACCUCACCGACCGCCCCGUCGGCUACAAGUGCGGAGCUUACACUUCGCCAUGAGCAGUAAGGACUGAACGCGGCUGGUGCGUGGCAUGUUCAUGGAUCACCUAAGUACAAGCACGAAGUCCUGUCCGUGUGUGUGUCUCUGUGUGUAACCAAUAAUAAACGACAGUUGCGAGUACCAUCCAUGUGGAACUCUAGUAUGUUGAGUGAUUGAGUCUAUCCUUAGAGAUGUAUACUUGCUACUCAUGUGGUCACGUUCAGGGUCCAGAGAUGUAGUCCUGCAUUGUCGAAAUAAAACUAAUCUCUCCUUUUCUUUUACAAA